AUGCGAUUGCUUUCAAUUUUGCUGGGAUCAGCUAAAAAGUCUACCGCCUUUACCUGGAUGGGUGUAAAAAAACAAGUUUCUAAACCAAAAGUUAGACGUGCAGUUACGUUUGGUGCUAUGACUACGGGAUUUGGCAUUGCUGGAUACUCACUGGCAGGUGCUGUUCAAAAAUACCACAUCUAUCCAGUAAUAUAUACUGAUGAACAAGUGAAAGAAAUAACUCAUGUUGAAAGUUCAAUUCAGGACCUAAAUCUUGUUCAAGAGUUGCGCCGUGAUCCAGCAUAUCGUGAACUCAGAAUUCCGUUCAAACGUAGCCAGCAUGGUUUUACAAAUAACCUAUUGGGUGGUUACGGAAGAGUUACUGUACCUCCUCUAAUCUUCUAUAAUAAAGAAAAUGCUCAUGUCUUAGCUGUAGCACACAUUGGAAAAGAUGUUGGUCUCCAAGAUGGAUCUAUUCACCCCGGUUUGCUUGCAACAUUUAUGGAUGAAAUCUUAGCUUUAAGUAGCUUCUUGGGUCUUCCCAACAAAAUUGGCGUAACAGCGAAUUUGUCAAUUUCUAGUCCAUCAAAGGCAUACGUAGAUCGAUUUUAUGUUUUACGUUCACAGCUUGAAUGGACAAAAGGACGCAAAGCCCAAGUACACGGUACUGCUUAUAUGCUACCAGAGAAGGAAGGAUCAGAAGACUCGACUUGCGUUGCAGUUGCCAACGGUCUUUUUGUGGAACCUCGAUUUGCCAAGUACCUUAAGCAUGUAAUUCCAUUCCAAUUAUAA
Molecule: messenger RNA, 771 nt
Organism: Schizosaccharomyces osmophilus
Lineage: Eukaryota; Fungi; Ascomycota; Schizosaccharomycetes; Schizosaccharomycetales; Schizosaccharomycetaceae
Product: acyl-coenzyme A thioesterase
Exons: 4
Coding region: 1-771 (256 amino acids)
Source: RefSeq, a predicted model, not a curated record